Angiostrongylus costaricensis is the source of this 1089-nucleotide messenger RNA. The record is from the annotation of a GenBank genome assembly. NCBI's taxonomy places the organism in Eukaryota, Metazoa, Nematoda, Chromadorea, Rhabditida, Metastrongylidae.
GUAAGUGUAAAGUCCUCAUAUGGAUCGAAUAUCAGACGGAAGUAUCGGACGAAUCGUGUUGAUGUCUCGAACAGAAUACAGUCGGCCUCUACAAUUAGGAUACAAAAGCAUGCUGAGCGGCUACAGGAGAUGGCUAUUGCAGAAGAUCCUACAGUAUUCGAUUACGAUGCCAGCUACGAUCAAAUACAAGCUGCUCGCGAUGAGAAGGUACCCGAACGGAAAAAGGCGGAUAAAGAGAGGAAAUCGAAAUAUGCGCUAGAUAUUAUCAAAGCACACAAGAGGAGAGAGCUCGAACAACAUAGUCGCGAGGAGCGUCAACAACAAAAGGAGAGAUCGGAGGAAGGAGACCAGUUCGCGGAUAAGGAGGUGUUCGUAACAAACGAAUACAGGAGGCAAAUGGAGGAAGUGCAAAAAUUCCGCGAAGAGGAAGCUUAUGAAAAGAGAUUUAACGAGCUAACAUCAGUGGAGCAUCAGAAGGCGUGGCAGGCUGGUUUUGGUCGUACGCUGUUAAGUGAGUUAGCGAGAGGCGAACAAAGCUUAAUGCAGAAAGUCCAGUUCUAUUCCAGGCAGUACAGCGAUGCAAAUUCCUCCGAUGAGUUAGCGACCACAGAAAAUGCGAAUGAAAAAACCGUUCCAGCCAAAAAAUCCAUAUACUCUGAUGAAGAAGAUGAAGCUGGAUCUAAUUUCGAGACACCACAAAAAAAUUUCCCUGGAGAGCUCAAACCAGGACUUAAUCGCGUUAGUUUGUUAGUUGUCAAGGCGCAAACAAAAUCGGAGAAGCUGAGGGAGCGUCAGUUCACUCCAACACCUCCGUCUUCGGACAGUGAAAGUGAAUGCCGGAAAGGGAGAACUGGUAGAAAUGAACAUGUGAUGGAUAAAAAGUAUGAAAGUAACCAUGGAAAUAGAAAGAAAAUGGUAGGUUCCAUUUCCCUAAAACAAAGAAUUGAGCCGAAGAAGAAUGAUAAGGAUCUGCGUUUAAUGAGGCUAAAAGAGAUCCUGAAACAGCGGAAUGGACCGGAAGAAAUUGAAGAAUUCAAGAAACGGUAUUUUGAAAGGAAGGAGAAUGGAGUCGUCGUACCACCUCUGUAG